AUGUCCCACGAAGGCGAAGAAGAUUUAUUGGAAUACUCCGAUAACGAACAGGAGAUUCAGGUAGAGGCUUCCAAGGCUAACGAAGCGGCUGCUGGGGAAGCCACUGAGUCUGGAGAGACAGCCGGUGAUGCUGAUAAAAAGGGUUCCUACGUCGGUAUCCAUUCGACUGGUUUUAAGGACUUUUUGUUGAAGCCAGAGCUUUCGAGAGCAAUCAUCGAUUGUGGUUUCGAGCACCCAUCAGAAGUUCAACAACACACCAUCCCUCAAUCGAUUCAUGGUACGGACGUUUUGUGUCAAGCUAAGUCUGGUUUGGGUAAAACUGCCGUGUUCGUUCUCUCUACUUUGCAACAGCUGGACCCUGUUCCUGGUGAAGUUUCCGUUGUCGUCAUCUGUAACGCCAGAGAAUUGGCCUACCAAAUUCGUAACGAAUACUUGAGAUUUUCAAAGUAUAUGCCAGAUGUUAAGACUGCUGUUUUCUAUGGUGGUACGCCAAUUGCCAAGGAUGCCGAACUAUUAAAGAACAAGGAGACAGCUCCUCAUAUUGUUGUUGCCACACCAGGUCGUUUGAAGGCCCUUGUUAGAGACAAGAUAAUUGAUCUAUCUCAUGUCAAGAACUUUGUUAUCGACGAAUGUGACAAAGUUUUGGAGGAAAUUGAUAUGAGAAAGGAUGUUCAGGAUAUUUUCAGGGCCACUCCAAGAGAUAAGCAAGUUAUGAUGUUUUCUGCCACUUUGUCUCAAGAAAUUAGACCAAUCUGCAGGCGUUUCCUACAAAAUCCAUUGGAAAUUUUCGUGGAUGACGAAGCUAAGUUGACAUUACAUGGUCUACAACAAUACUUCAUCAAGGUUGAAGAGCGCGAAAAGAAUCGUAAACUGGCGCAAUUGUUGGAUGACUUGGAAUUCAACCAAGUUAUUAUUUUCGUGAAAUCCACGGUGAGAGCUAAUGAAUUGACUAAGCUAUUGAACGCAUCCAACUUCCCAGCAAUUACUGUUCAUGGUGGUAUGAAACAAGAAGAGCGUAUCGCCCGUUACAAGGCUUUCAAAGAAUUCGAAAAGCGUAUUUGUGUAUCUACCGACGUCUUUGGCAGAGGUAUUGAUAUUGAGCGGAUCAACUUGGCAAUCAAUUACGAUUUGCCAAGCGAAGCUGACCAAUAUUUGCAUCGUGUCGGUAGAGCUGGUAGAUUUGGUACUAAAGGUCUGGCAAUCUCUUUUGUUGCAACAAAAGAAGACGAAGAGAUACUUGCUAAGGUUCAAGAUCGUCUGGAUGUUAAAAUCACUGAGUUCCCAGAGGAAGGUGUUGAUCCAUCGACCUAUUUGAACACCUAA
This is a messenger RNA of Lachancea fermentati, 1323 nucleotides long. The record is from the annotation of a GenBank genome assembly. Lineage: Eukaryota; Fungi; Ascomycota; Saccharomycetes; Saccharomycetales; Saccharomycetaceae.